GCGUAUCCACUAACCUUGUGCACAUUGCAAGGUAACCAGGACAUUGGUCAUGGUGGUUUAUUUUAUAAAUAAGACAACCACUGUUAAAAUCCACGCAGUUCAAUUUCAAUAGUUAUUUUAACAAUACAAGACAAGUAUAUUGAAGAAAACAUGAAACAAUUUGUCGUAUUAAGUGUCUUGCUGUCGUUAAGUUCCUUAGUGUUGGUCACCAGUCAUCCAGAUGCCGCAAUUCUAACCGAUUCUAGAUACCAAUCUAAUGACGGAGCAUUUGGUGCAGCUUAUUCACAAGCCGAUGGCAGUGAAUUUAAGGAAGAAUCAGAUGCCGAAGGCAACAGACGUGGAUCUUACAGCUAUAUAGACCCUAGCGGACAGAGGCGAACUGUCACCUACACAGCCGGAAAAGACGGGUUCAAGGCUACAGGCGAUCAUUUGCCUGUUGCUCCAACCACCGUUCCUACCGCUCCCACAACUCCAACGCCAAAAGCACAAUGGGAAGACGAAUGGAGUCAACCUAUUGCUUCACUACAAUGGAAUACAAUUCCUAAGUAUAAUGGUAACCAAUUCCGUAGCUUGUGGAAUGGAGCAUUGGCUUCUGGACUUUACGAAGGUCAAUGGAAUCAAUGGGAAUCGAUUUCGACUACGCCUAAAAAUGACCAAUGGAAUCAGUGGAACCAUUGGAAUUCAGUUCCUACAGCUAAACAGAUUCAGUGGAACUCUGUCCCUACACCAAAACAGAUCCAAUGGAAUUCAGCCUCUGUUUCAACAGUACAACCAACAUCAUAUACUGUGAGUGAUGCAUCCGCACAAUUUAAACUUAACAGAUCUCCUGAUGGCUACAGCUUCUCACUUGUCCAGAGCUGAUCAACUCAGAGUUAGAAAAUAAAAAAAAAUGUUUUUAAAAAAACGAAAGUGCCACAUUGUUUUUCAGUCGAUUUGUUUUAAUGUUUUAUUAAAAGCUAGUCCAUAUAAAAAAAAACAUGAUUUAUUAUUACUACAAUGGUUAUUUGCUACUUUAAUAUUUGAACUUUAAUUAAUAAUUGGCCAUCAAUAAAGUGGGUCCAGCGAUAUAUUUGACGGUGAAAGAUCUACCUUCAGGGUCUGAGUACAAGUAUUGUCCUUGAACUACACUAUCGGGUUUCACUGAUUGAUGUACAUUUUGGUGAGAUACAACUGGAAUAUGAGGUACUCCAGAUUCACUACGGAACAAUGGCGAGAGUACUUGUUGUACUUGUGGAACGACAGGUACAGAUUCACUGUUAUCAUCUCCGUUGCCUUCUUUUUCCCAAAGUUCUGGGUGAUAUUGUCCAUCAUUUUCGAGAAUUUCGUUGGGUGCGCAACUUGAUAAAGCUACAGCGCUCAAUAAGAACAUAGCUACUACAA
Daktulosphaira vitifoliae (grape phylloxera) is the source of this 1380-nucleotide messenger RNA. RefSeq lists its product as uncharacterized. The transcript is spliced from 3 exons. Gene Ontology annotation, cellular component: chitin-based extracellular matrix. The record is from RefSeq and is a predicted model, not a curated record. NCBI's taxonomy places the organism in Eukaryota, Metazoa, Arthropoda, Insecta, Hemiptera, Phylloxeridae. Gene Ontology annotation, molecular function: structural constituent of chitin-based larval cuticle. The coding region runs from base 151 to 861 and encodes 236 amino acids.